Molecule: messenger RNA, 2367 nt
Organism: Otolemur garnettii (small-eared galago)
Lineage: Eukaryota; Metazoa; Chordata; Mammalia; Primates; Galagidae
Gene: POLA2
Product: DNA polymerase alpha 2, accessory subunit
Exons: 18
Coding region: 254-2050 (598 amino acids)
Biological process (GO): DNA replication initiation; DNA replication
Cellular component (GO): alpha DNA polymerase:primase complex
Molecular function (GO): DNA binding
Source: RefSeq, a predicted model, not a curated record
UCAGCGGUAACUUUUGGGAAGCUGAACGUGCUUCCGAGGAGAGGACCUGUUGUUAUUUCUGCCCCUCCCUCAGGAACUUUUGGGGGGCUAUGCCCACAUUUUAAAAAUAUAUAUAUUUCUCUGUCACUGGUGGCUGGGGUCUUCUGACCUCAGGGCCUGUCUUGGACCAUUUGGUCACCUCCGGUCUUGGUCCACGAAAGGAGAAAGGAUAAGAGAGAUCUUGGCUGGCUCCCAGCCUUCCUUCCGGGCGAGCAUGUCCGUGUCCGCCGACAAGCUGGCCGAGGAGCUGCAGAUCUUCGGCCUAGAAUACGAGGAGUCUCUGUUGGAGAAAUUGGUAGAGCUUUGUGUUCGGUAUGGACAGAAUGAGGAGGGAAUGGUAAGCGAACUCAUAGCCUUCUGCACCAGCAUCAGUAAAAUUGACCUUACCUCAGAGAUCCUGAACUCUUUUGAGCAUGAGUUUCUGAGCAAAAGAUUGUCCAAGGCUCGGCACAGUGCCUCCAAGGACAGUGGACACGCAGGAGCUAGAGACAUUAUUUCUAUACAAGAAUUAAUUGAAGUGGAGGAAGAAGAAGAAACCCUCUUGAACUCUUAUACCACACCCUCUAAGGGCUCUCAGAAGCGAGCUAUCGCUACACCAGAAACUCCCUUAACAAAAAGGAGUGUGUCUACUCGUAGCCCUCACCAACUCCUCUCACCAUCAAGUUUCUCUCCAAGUGCUACUCCCUCUCAGAAAUACAACUCAAGAAAUAACCGAGGAGAAGUGGUUACCUCCUUUGGCUCAGCACAGGGAGUGUCCUGGUCUGGGAGAGGAGGAACUGGAAACAUCAGCCUGAAAGUCUUGGGGUGUCAAGAGCCACUAACUGGGAGUUACAAAACCAUGUUUCAGAAGCUUGCAGACAUUCGAGAAGUUCUGACCUGUAAGAUAGAAGAACUUGGCAGUGAACUCAAGGAACAUUAUGAGAUCGAGGCUUUCACUCCUCUUUCAGAACUAGCACAAGAGCCUGUAGCUCUGCUGGGCCAGAUCGGCUGUGAUAGCAACGGAAAGCUGAACAAUAAGUCAAUGAUUCUUGAAGGAGACCGGGAACAUUCCUCAGGUGUUCAAAUUCCAGUGGAUUUAUCAGAACUCAAAGAAUAUUCUCUGUUUCCUGGACAGGUUGUAAUUAUGGAAGGAAUCAACACCACUGGUAGAAAAUUGAUUGCCACUAAACUCUAUGAGGGUGUGCCACUUCCAUUUUAUCAGCCCACAGAAGAAGAUGGAGACUUUGAGCAAAGCAUGGUCCUGGCUGCCUGUGGGCCGUAUACUACAUGUGAUAGCAUCACGUAUGACCCCUUGCUUGACCUGAUUGCCAUCAUCAACCACGACCGGCCAGAUGUUUGCAUCCUGUUUGGUCCUUUCCUGGAUGCUAAACAUGAACAAGUGGAGAACUGUCUACUGACAAGUUCGUUUGAAGAUGUUUUCAAGCAAUGUCUACGAACAAUUAUUGAAGGGACAAGGAGCUCUGGCUCCCACCUUGUCUUUGUCCCAUCAUUGAGAGAUGUGCACCAUGAGCCCGUGUACCCACAGCCGCCUUUCAGCUACUCAGAUCUGUCUCGAGAGGACAAAAAGCGAGUACAGUUCGUGUCUGAGCCCUGUACACUCUCCAUAAAUGGAGUUAUUUUUGGCUUGACAUCCACGGAUCUACUCUUCCACAUGGGGGCCGAGGAAAUUAGUAGUUCUUCUGGAACUUCAGACAGAUUCAGCCGAAUACUCAAGCACAUCCUGACCCAGAGGAGCUACUACCCACUCUACCCACCUCAGGAAGACAUGGCCAUUGACUAUGAGAAUUUCUAUGUCUAUGCACAGCUGCCUGUCACCCCAGAUGUCUUCAUAAUCCCAUCAGAGCUGAAGUACUUUGUGAAGGACAUCCUUGGCUGUGUCUGUGUGAAUCCUGGGCGCCUCACGAAAGGGCAGGUGGGUGGCACCUUCAGCCGACUCUACCUCAGGAGCCCUACCGUGGACGAGGCAGGGAGGCGCAGUCCGUGUGUUGCCGCCCAGGUGGUCAGGAUCUGAGGCUUCUGUCCUCUGCCAUCCCCCACUAGGCAGGCAGCUGAGAGCAGAGACAGAGAACUUCUGAUAAGAUCAAACUGUUAGGUGGUAGAGAAAGCCAGCUGGUGAGGAACAGGCUGUGGGGACAGGACUUCGCUGUGAACACGUGUAUGGUGGAGCCCUGAGAGUUGAGCUUCUGAAAACAUAGCUCGUGUCUGGAAGUGAGUCGGCUGUGGAUACUGCAUACUCAGACAAGAGGCUUUGUGAUUUUCUACAUGAAUCAAACCCAGAAACAACUUUUGGAGAAAUAAAAAUAAAUUCAGAGUGUAACUUGAACCUAA